This is a messenger RNA of Bicyclus anynana (squinting bush brown), 4770 nucleotides long. RefSeq names its product protein halfway (gene hfw). The coding region runs from base 399 to 1931 and encodes 510 amino acids. The transcript is spliced from 10 exons. Lineage: Eukaryota; Metazoa; Arthropoda; Insecta; Lepidoptera; Nymphalidae. The record is from RefSeq and is a predicted model, not a curated record. Gene Ontology annotation, cellular component: membrane.
UCUUUGUCUCGCCUGCAGAGUACUCGGCUGUAGAUAUACGGUUGUAGCAUACGCAUCAGUGCCAGUGGUAAACUAUUCAGUUUUGUGUUUUGCCAAGUUGGAGUCGAUCCGAAUUAGACUCGCUACAUGUGUUUGGUGCCGUAAGCGUCAAAAGUGAUCGAGAAUUUUUACGAUUUAAGCAAGUGCUAGUGACUUACUUAGAUUUUUUGUCGAAAAGUGAAAAAAAAUGAUACUGUUGCAAACUGAGCGCCGUUCGUGGCGCAUAUUUAUUAGAUACAGAUAGACUUUGAAAGUUGUGAAUAGUUUUUGAAUCGGGGCAAGGUGUGUGUUGUAUAAAAUAUUUGUGCAUCGGUGGUUUUUUGUUAUCGGUGCAGUGGCAUAAAUUAAAAAUAAAAAAAAUGAUUACGGCGGGAGGUCGUGUUGUUGAUCAGGUGAUGCUGUGGUGCGCACUGGCGUGCUUCGCGGCUCAUCUUCAGCUCUCGGAGACCAGGAUGGAGGAGCCUGACUCUAAAUACAAAAGUAUGGAGGCACACACGCAGUCGAUAGAAGAGCAGCCGGAGCCGCCGCGCGAGACCAAGCUGGGUAACUGCUUCCACAUGUCACGCAAGGACUGCCCCAUCGACACGAAGUGCCGGCGCAUCGAGUCUGACUCCGUGUUCUGCUGCGACGUCGACAGCUUCCGGCUGAAGGAGGCUUUAGCUAUUACUAUGACGCAGAACACGACCAACCUUCACGUGCUGAACGCGACCAUCGACGAACUGGUGGUCUCUCAGUCCAUCUUCCGCAGACUUACCUCUAUGGCCCUCACUGAUGGCAACAUUGGCAAAAUCGUUGGCCAGUUCCCAAAGAUCGCGUCGAUCGCGUGCCUUAACAUUUCCAACAACAACCUGAGCAGCGCCACGCUACAACCUCCGGAUCACCGGCCGUUCUCCAACCUGUUCAACCUGACAGUGUUGGACGCGUCGCGCAACAACCUCACUAAGUUCCCGGUCAGCCUGGUGCAGAGCAAUCGGAAGAUAUCCGUCGAUUUGUCAGGCAACGACUACCUGCCGUGCAAAGACUUCUUGAAGGUGAUGGAGACCAACAACAGUUCGCUGGUGACGUUCGUGCACUACGACAAGACGAAGUGCGCGCUGGACCUGCGGUUCAACUGGUUCAAGGACGUGCUCAUCAUGCCCAUCGACCACUUGCGGGUGCAGAAAGAGCUCAACAUCAGCUGCCGCAACAUCCGUCCCGCGAACAGCAACUGCACCUGCGUGCCCGACCGGCUGGAGCUGAUGGACGGCGUCAACCACGUGGCCGUGCAGGUGGACUGCUCGCAGCGCAACCUGAAGGAGAUGCCCACCAACCUGCCGCCCAACACCGCCAAGCUCAAUGUUUCCUACAACAAUAUAACAUCCCUGCAGCCAGUGUCGGACCCGAGCUACGAGCACGUGCGGCACCUGAUGGUGGACAACAACGACAUCGCCAACAUCGUGGAGCUGGAGGGCACCAAGUUCAUCGACAACUUCAUGUUCUUCUCCAUCACCCACAACAAGCUCAAGACGAUCCACACAUACGUUUUGUCCAACCGUUUAGAGACCAUGGGCCCGCUGUUACUGAUCUCUGGAAACAAAAUUCAUUGCGACUGUAACACCGAGAAGGUGAUCAAGCCAUGGCUUCUAGAAAACUUGAAAAGCAUACCGGACUUUAAAGGCCUGAGAUGCGAGGACAACAUGGGCGCUGUUGUCGACCUGCGAGAGUCUCAAGUGUGUCACACGCCGCGCGACUGGACCGACUACAUCUACUAUAUCAUCGGCUUGGAGGUGCUGAUCCUGGUGCUGCUCAUCAGCAAGGUGUCGUACGACUACUGGGUGUUCAAGACCGCCGGCUACUUGCCCUGGCCAGCCAACAAGAUGCCCCGGCUACCCUGCGACUGGUUGUGUGAAUAACUUUCAAAUUGUAAUAUCAUAGACAUCUUAAUGACAAGGCAAAAUGUAAUAACCAGCUCUUCGAUAUUUUAUAAAAGUUUAAAGGCACACAUCAUCAGCUGGACAAAGGCUUUUUGUGUGGACUUCCAAACACCACGGUUUCGAGCCGAGCCAGCACCUAGCGACUCCCUGUCACCCGUCUACAUAGUGGGGGGUCGACCAACUCCGCGCUUUCCAUUGAGUUGCCAUUCCACUACCUUGACCCGAAUGUCCAUUGGCUCUUCGAACUAUGUGCCCUGCUCAUGCGACUUUGGACGUCUUCGUUUCUGAUCCGAUCACGCAGAGAAAUUCCAAGCAAAGCUCGCUCCAUCACCCGCUAAAUGACUCUUUGAGACAUUUUAUGAUGCAAGUAGCGAUCACUUUUUGGAUCUGAAGAUCUACAAGGAUCACAUCCGUCUAUCAAUUCAGCAAUGGAUCGGAUCGGGAUCCAGUAUUCUUUAAUUGUAACGUAAUCGUCGCCUGGCCCCUCACAUUGCAAAGUAGUUUUGCACUCUGCACUCUAAAUAUCGUUCGCUGUGCAAAGUAUAGAACUCGACACUCGAGGCGGCCAUACUAAGUUUGUAUAGUUGGAGUACAAUACGCCAUUUCUAUUGCCUUGUCUCUAAGGUUUCUCUAGUAUUAUAUAUUAAGUUUAAAAUACACUGCUGGCCUCAGGUUUAUGAGGCCUUGACUCGAUGUACAGCUGACAUAUGUAAAGACUAAAUCCAUUUUGGUGAAAUUUUUCGCAAUGGGAUUCGUCUAGAUAUUUUCUUUUAAGGUUAUGAAUAGGUAACCUUUUGAUUAUUUUUAUAAGUUAUGAAAUAUCAAAGAUUUAGUUGUAUAUGGGAAUAUUUUUGUAUAUAUAUGUAGGUAAGUAGGUAUUAUAUGUAAAAAUCUAAUGCUAUGACUAAUUUAUAAGAAAUUGAUGUAGUUAAAAGUUGGAGCGGUUUCAAAUAGUAGGGCUCUUUAAUCGUGAGAGCUUGCGCAGGAAAGUACUAUAACUAUCCUUAUUUACUACUCUGCAGUCAGCAGUAUUGCUGUGUUUUGGUUAUUACUUCUGUUGCACAGGACACACACGCUAUGACAACGUUCUACAUUUGAGGUCAUAUUUAAUACGAAUGUCGUACCUGAGGCAUUAGUGUCUUUAAGUGCAUGUAAGCGAGCACUAUUGUGGGCACGAAGACCAUGACGGGCAGUGCUGGCGAGUGUUGACGUAUGUCAUCAACGGUACCUGCCCUUAAACCUACACCCCAGGUCACAAGUCCUGGGAACUGCUACAAAUGUUUCCUCUACCACAAGAUGAUUGUACAAUUUUGGUUGCUGAUACCCUAUUAAACCAAAACUCAACAGUUCUGCGUGGUAUGCAACGUAAACAGAGUCUUGAGUACUAUGUCUCCCGACUCCGCCUCACUUCUCCAACCAUCUUGACUUUUAGGGAGGAAGACGAAUUAUAUUAAUAGCUUAGUUGGGUAUUCUAUAACUUAGGAAUUAUGGAUAAUAGAACUAUUUAUAUCGAGGGUACUUUCUAAAAAAUACUCGAAUGUAUGUUGAAGAGUCUCGAAUGUAUUUAUCUGAACGUUUUUAGGACAUUUACACGAUCACGAAGUCGUAGGUACUGAAAAACAUUUCUCCAACCACUCAAUCCAUAUGGAGAGUUUAUAAAAAACUUGGAGUUUUUAAUGUAGAAGGCGUUACUUUCCAGAAGUUUAAGGACAAAUAGUCAAUAACAAUUAUGGAACAGUUGAUUUAUUUUGCAUCUCAGAAAAACCGACAAAUCUGAAUGACAACGUCUCCCACAUGACAGAAAAUCUUCUACGUAGGUUGCACUCCGAAAACGGAGCAUCCUGAUUCUACAAUACAGUUGCGAGGAUUAUCUGUCGGAUCUGGGUAUACUUGUCGGAUAAUAGCAAAAUAUUUCAAUUAUUAACCACUUAGGUAACUCUGGAGUUUUUAAUAAGCACGAUUCCUAAUCUCGAAGAAAUGUGAUCGUGCAAAUCUCAAACUGAGAAUAUUUUUAGAGUUAAAAUGUUAUGUGGAAAGACAAAUAAAGUCACGUAUAUCCUUACAACUUUUAGAGCUUAUUUCGUAAAGUAUUCAGGUUCAAGAGCCUGUUUCUUUUUGCUUCUUUUCAUUAGAAUCUGACUUCCGAGCAGAAGCAAUAUUCCUUAAAGUGUAAGAUUCCGACGAAUUGAGAACCUCGUUAAAAAUGAAAAUGUAUCAUGUCAUCAUUAUCAUCAGUUUCGAAAGUACUUUACGUAAAGUAAACCAGCUCGAAUUCAAUUGGACGGAAAUGAUUUUUAAUAAAUACGUGGUUUUAUAGAGGCUUAAUAUUAAAUAGAGUUUUUAAUUAAGCAAAUUAAAGUCAAGGUCGGAAUUGAAUGGCAACAAUACCAAGGAAAAUUUAUCUAGAUCUCCCCAAGAGAUCGAAAUAUCUUUGUCUAUGUAUCGCUCUCUCUUUCGCCCCCUAGCAACGGAUGAGACAGCAAUAUUUAGCAAAAUGAUUGAUUGAAAUGAAAAUUACCCUGAUGAUUCAUUAUGAACCUGUAUUGGAAUUUUCCAUUUUGUACAAUUGAUUAUAUCGAUCUUGACACCAAAGUGCUAAUAUAAACAAGGAGGUAUUAGAUUUUGAGGCUUAAACAACGAAAAUGGUGCCAUAAUUGGCUUUUAAUUUUAAUCAUUGUCCAAAAUAAAUUAUAUUUUUUUUUAUUUUACCUAGAUUUAUGGGUAUUUUUGUAUAUAAAAUGCAAAGAAGACUGUAUAUUUUUGUAUCUGUUUUCCCAAAUGUAAAGAUUGCGAAUAAGUAAAUAAUGAUUUAAGAUAA